This is a messenger RNA of Gregarina niphandrodes, 414 nucleotides long. RefSeq lists its product as hypothetical. Lineage: Eukaryota; Apicomplexa; Conoidasida; Eugregarinorida; Gregarinidae. Bases 1 to 414 code for a protein of 137 amino acids. The record is from RefSeq and is a predicted model, not a curated record. The transcript has a single exon.
AUGGACCCGGACCCCGGCCCCGGCGCCGACCCCAACCUGGAUCCCGACGCCGGCCUCGAGAAGUUGGACUCGAUGGAUCCUGACGUUACGGACCCCGCUUUGCCCCUGCCGGUUGAGCCUGCUCACCCCGGGCCUCCGUCGCUGCCGGUGUCCUCAGCGUGGGCGAAGUUGCUGGCGCCGCUGCAGUGCCGGCUGGAGGCGCCGGGAAUAAAUGCGUCUAGGUCACCGGUUCGAAACUCGGCGUUGGAUUUGGAGGCGACCUUGGCCGUGGACGGUUUCUUACUUCUCGCACCGUUGGUCGAACGUACGCGUUCGGCACGCGUGCCCCCUUCUUCUCCCGGGCCGCACUUGGUCAUGCACCGAUCCGUCUGCUUGCGGCCCCGAAGACUGAACCGCGCCCUAUCUACAUGCUGA